AUGUCUCAAGCACAUUAUGAAGCUAAUCGUUUGUCAUCUGAACGUCCAUAUACAAUGAGCAGUUCAAGAAAAUGUUUAUUACCUUUCCGAAUGAGACGACCACAAACAGCACCUGAUAUUAAAAUUUCACAUCGAUUUUCUCAUCCGAAUGAAGAUAUUGUUCGACAAAUUACUCAUGAACAUGUUCUUGCGAUUGGUGAUCGUUUAUUAACACAAAUACAACGUAAUAACGAAAAUCGAAUUCAACAAACUUAUCAACAAUUAAUUGAAGCUGAACGAAUACGAAUGGAAAAUGAACAUCGAAAAAAAUCCGAUGAAAUAACACAAAAAUGGCAAGCAGAAUUAGAAGAAGAAAAAGUUAAAUUACAAAAAGAACUUGAUGAAGGUUUUAUUAAUAUGGAACGUACACGUCGAGAAAGAAAUCAAGUGGAAGAACAAGCAUUAAUACGACGAAUGAAAGAUGAAUGUGAUCAAGCAUUAGCAAGACAAUGGAAACAUGCUAAUGAACAACUUUCUCUAGCAGUUAAACAAGGAGAAGAUCGAUUACGUGUAUUGCUCGAAUUGAAAUAUUUAGAAGAAAAAGAACAAUUUGCUCAAGAAUUAAUUGCCAAAAAAGAUGGUGAAUAUGCUGAACAAGAAUUGAAAGCUGUAGAAAAAGUAAAAGUUGAAUUAACAAAAGAACAUAAUCAAGAUAUUAAAAUAAUCAAGGAACGACAUUCACAAGAAAUAGCUGAAUUGAAAAAUAAAUUAAAAUUAACUGAAGAACGUUUUCGUCGAGAAUUUUCAUUACGUUCUCGACUUGAAAGUGAUUUUCGAUUGCUUCAAACUGAUUAUAAACGUUUUAUGGAUAAUAGCAAUGUAUUUCAUUCUGAUUAUAUGCUUAAAUUGUGUCAUAUUGGAGAACAAAUUGGAGAUGCUAAAUUUGAACAAGUACUUGAUCGAAUAUUAGCCGAAUCAAAUAUUCAACAUAUUCCAUCACAAUCAGUUAAAACUCAAAUUCAUAAAUCUAAACAUUCUUUAAAAUUACAUGAUAAAUAA
Messenger RNA from Rotaria sordida, 1038 nucleotides. NCBI's taxonomy places the organism in Eukaryota, Metazoa, Rotifera, Eurotatoria, Philodinida, Philodinidae. The record is from the annotation of a GenBank genome assembly.